AUGUCAGAUAGAUAUAGACCAAGAGGCCCUAAGAACCAACAACGUAGUGGUUAUCAAAGUCGAUCAUCUUAUGUACCUCAACGUCGGGACAACCGUGAAAGAGAUAGUUAUAUUCCUUCUGGACCAAAACGGUUAGCAGAAAGGGAUAAUUAUCGACCUGACAAUGAUCAAUAUCAACAACAACAGCAGCAACAACAACAACAGGAAAAUAGACCGGCACAACAUAGAGAAUCAUCAUCGAAUUCUACUUACUCUUCAUCGUCAUCAUCUUCAUCAUUUGGUGUUGUGAAUCCACCCAAAGGACCAAAACAAUCUUAUGUAUCUGGAAUGAAAAGACCGUUGCCUUCGGGACCAGCAAGUUUCCGGAAAAGACGUGACUUCAUAUCGAACACCAAUAGAAUAGCAAUUCCAAAGGGACCAAGACAAGGGUUUAAAGAGAUUGAUGGAGCCGGAAAUGGAACUGGAAAUGGAAAUGGAAAUGGAAAUGGAAAUAGAAAUAGAAAUGAAAGACAACUGGUGAUUGUGAAACAAAAAUUAUCUUUUGAACAAAUUUAUUGUAUAAAGACUACAAAUACUCCCAAUAUAUAUCAAAGAGUUCUGCAAGUUGGUGAAGGAACAUAUGGGAAAGUAUAUAAAGCUCAACAUAAAUUAACUGGUGAAUAUGUGGCCAUGAAAAAAUUACGAUUAGAAUCAGAAAAGGAAGGAUUCCCCAUUACGGCAAUUCGAGAAAUCAAAUUAUUACAAUCAUUUGAUCAUGCUAAUGUUGUUGGAUUAUUAGAAAUGAUGGUUGAAUAUAAUCAAAUAUAUAUGGUUUUUGAUUAUUUGGAUCAUGAUUUAACCGGGUUAUUGACUCAUCCUGAUUUACAAUUACAAGAAUGUCAUCGGAAAUUUAUCUUCAAACAAUUGAUGGAAGGAUUAAAUUAUUUACAUAAGAAAAGAAUUAUUCAUCGUGAUAUUAAAGGAUCAAAUAUAUUAUUGGAUAAUAUUGGACGAUUGAAAAUUGCUGAUUUUGGUCUUGCUCGUACGAUGAAAAUAGUUAAUGCCAAUGAAAAACCAGAUUAUACUAAUCGAGUCAUCACUAUUUGGUAUCGACCACCAGAAUUAUUAUUAGGGGCUACUGAUUAUGGACGAGAAGUAGAUGUAUGGGGUGUUGGUUGUUUAUUGAUUGAAUUAUAUUGUAAAAUGGCAGCAUUUAGAGGUAUGGAUGAAGUUAGUCAAUUAUGUCGAAUUUUCAAUAUUAUGGGGACUCCAACAUUACAAAAUUGGCCAGAAAUUGAUAGAUUACCAUGGUUUGAAAUGCUAAAACCAAAAAUUAAUGUCAAGAGUAAAUUUUCUCAAAAAUAUAGUGAAUCAAUGUCACCACAAGCAUUCAAAUUAGCUGAACAAUUAUUACAAUUGAAUCCUAAAUUAAGACCUACUGCUGAAGAAGCAUUAAAUCAUGAAUAUUUCCAACAAGAUCCUAAACCAGAACCAUUAUAUUUCUUGAAAGAUAUACAAGGAGAAUGGCAUGAAUUUGAAACUAAAAAAAGAAGACGUGCCGAAAGAAAAAGAAUAAAGGAAGAAGAAGAUGCUCAAUUGGCUGCUAGUAAAAAAUCUGCUGCUGUUGCUGAUGCUUCUGUUGCAAGUGCAACUAAUUCUGUAAAGGAAAUUGAGUCUGUUGAUGCUAUAACGUAUUCUGAAAAAUUAGCAAAUGGGGAUGAUAAUAAAAAAUCAAGUGAAAUUGAAAUUGAUCUGAAAAAUAUUGAUAAUAUUGGUAACAACAGUGAAGAACAACAUAAUAAGACGGAAGAGAAAAGUAUUGAUACCAAGACAACGUAG
Molecule: messenger RNA, 1818 nt
Organism: Candida dubliniensis CD36
Lineage: Eukaryota; Fungi; Ascomycota; Pichiomycetes; Serinales; Debaryomycetaceae
Product: cyclin-dependent serine/threonine protein kinase
Exons: 1
Coding region: 1-1818 (605 amino acids)
Biological process (GO): protein phosphorylation; transcription elongation by RNA polymerase II; positive regulation of transcription elongation by RNA polymerase II
Cellular component (GO): cyclin/CDK positive transcription elongation factor complex; nucleus
Molecular function (GO): RNA polymerase II CTD heptapeptide repeat kinase activity; cyclin-dependent protein serine/threonine kinase activity; ATP binding
Source: RefSeq, a predicted model, not a curated record